This is a messenger RNA of Rosa chinensis, 812 nucleotides long. RefSeq lists its product as uncharacterized. The transcript is spliced from 3 exons. The record is from RefSeq and is a predicted model, not a curated record. Bases 138 to 812 code for a protein of 224 amino acids. NCBI's taxonomy places the organism in Eukaryota, Viridiplantae, Streptophyta, Magnoliopsida, Rosales, Rosaceae.
AUUUACAUUAGUUUUACUUCACUUGAGAAAUUAUCAUUAGUUAAUUACUUAUUCAUUGUUAACGCUAGACUUCACGAAAAGGUGAGAAGAGAGGAAAAAAACAACGAAAAGCUGUGUUAGCCGCUGCUAUUGCUACAAUGAGGCAAGAAAUAAAUGAAACUUUACAAAUCUCAGAGGGAGGUUCAAAUUCUCCCAAAGCAUCUGCUAGUAGAGGAACUGAAGAUGCAACAAAUUCAGAACUUUCAAACAGAAAACCAAGAGGUAAGGCAAAGGCAUUGGACAAAGGAAAAGUAAUAGAACCUAUUGAAGUAGAAUUCAAUGAAAGAAGUCAGCCUUAUGGGAAACAUGCAGCUGGAUUUGCUACUUUCCUUGGGGUCACAGCAAGAGAAUUAGUACCAUUAACAAUUCCAUCUUGGACUGGAAAAGCGAUCUCAGAUAAAUUCAAAACUCAAAUUUGGCAACACAUCACUACUUAUUACAUUGUGGACGAGUGUCACAAGAAAGCAAUUUUCCAAAGAAUGGCUAAGCUUUGGCGAGAUUAUAGAUGCUUGACAUUAAAAGAAGUACGAAAGCAAGCUGAAUCGGUAGGCCUACAAACAGCUGCUGCCAUGUGCAAACCUGAUAAUAUACAUUCUAUGGAUGCGUCGUUAAGUUUUAUCAAAUCUAGAAUUACUCCAGCCUUUAUGGAAAAGUGUGAAAAGUUUAAACGGAUGAGAGAACAGAAAACUUUACUUCAUAGGACAAGCAGAAAAAGUUUUGCUUGCAUUGAGGAUGAGUUGGUAAGACUGAACAAAAUUGCACAUGUUCUAUGA